GCAAAACUCGUCAAUCAACCAUUAAAAAUCUCAUAGUUUGUUAUUAAAUCUAUAACUAAUUAAUCAUAAAGUAUUUAAUUAAUAAAAUCACUCGGUGAUAUUAAUAAAUAAAUAAACAAUCUACAGGAUAAAUAAAAUAAUUAAAAAUAACCUAUCAUACAAAUGAUAAUUUAGUAAAAUAUUUUUAUCACCACACGGGUCAUCAGUUUAAAAACCGCCCAUUUAAUUCUUAAUAUCAAUCAGACGUUUUUUUGUUUCCAUUUCUUUUUUAUUUUACUUUUACUUAUUAUUUAUUUUAUUUAAUCUUCGCAUCUUCUACAUAACUGAGAUUUGAUAAAAUAAAAAAAUAGAAAAAAAAACAUCAGUAUAUUUAAUUUUAUCGAAUUUUUAACCGGGCUUAGUAGUCAAAGUAUUAAUAUUUUAAAAUUAAAACGGUCAGUUUAGUUGUCGUUGGACUUUAAAACGUAACGCGAUACGUCUACGAGAAUUAAAAAAAAAAAUAAUAAAAAGUAAAAUAAAAAUAAAUUAGAGCCGGUAGUGAAUGAGUGAGUUGUUAACAAGUUAAUUUUUAAAUAAAAAAUAAUGAGUAAAUUAAAAGUGCACGAACUUAAAGUACUGGGGAAGAUAAUUGAAGCUGACAAUGAAGAUGGUAAUAAUUCGCCAAUUAAAUUAUUAUCGCCAGUAACUCAAAUUGUUCAUGAUUUUGAAAAGUCGUCAUUGAAAAGUGAUACUCCAAAACGCAGAAGAGAUCCAGCUGAAAACAACUCAAGCAGUGACGAGCUCUUCAAAAGUGUCUUUAAAAUAAAAGGGACACCAGAUGGUGCAAUGAAAUCAAGAUUGAAGUCUCGUCGUUCAAGUGGUAUGGCGUCAAAAACAAGACGUAUCUCCAGUCCUGAGUUGUCUUAUUUGUCUAAUACCAACAAAGAGAAUACCAGCGCACUCUUUAGUCCACUCAGCAUAAUGACGAGCCCUCUGAUGAAACUAAAACUCCAGAAAUCCCGGUGCCCAUUGGAAGACUGCGACCCCAACAGCCAAGACAGCGGCUAUGGAGCGCCAACAGACUCGGAAAAUUUCCGUUUCGCGGAGCCAUCGGGUGUUGCGCCUCGUCGCAUGUCAACAGACUCUCGGAGCCCAAACCAGUCACCUCUAAGAUCGUCACCUCAGCGCCGUAUCCCGUCGACAAAUUUGCUGAAGAAACUUUCAACUGACCCUUCCGAAUCAAUGGACGACGGGUUCAACGAAUUAGUCGACGUCGACAGUUUCAUGGAAAACAAUGCCAUCCCCGACCUCACAAGUUUAAUAUCCGGUGCGAUUUAUUCAUCGGAAAAACCAAUGGAAUGCGACGCGACAACACCCGAAGCCCGCACCCGUCCUCUAGGUGUCCGCCGGUCCCUGUCACUCCAAACCUCAAGCCCCGAUGUCGAAGCGACUCCUCCUCUAUCCAAAGUACGGUCAUGUCUAUUCCGCUCGCCCACCGCGAAUUCCUCAGCUUCAAAACUAAAGUACGAUGACAGCAAACCGCGAGUCUCAUCAAUGUUCAGUGAAACCGACUCGCCACUGACAUCUCAAGCUAAAUCCCGAUCAUUCAAAAGACCAGAACCGCCAACAGAUUCAAGUCCCAUUCUAGUCAAGAGAACUAAAAAAACUUCAUCGAGUCUUCAAGAUCUUCCGGAACACAACCAAGUUAAUUUUGAUCGCAAGUCGGCUUUACAAAGAUCGUAUUCAGAACCAGAAGCUCACGCGCACAUCAAGUCCGCGAUCCAUCGCAGCACAACAGACUCCGAUUUAACCGGUGACUUUUCAAAAACUUGUAUUCUACCAUUGGCUGAAGGUCAUCACGAAGAUCUUAAGUCGAUCACUGCUGAGACUCUUUCGCAAUUGAUAAGAGGGGAAUUCAGCGACACCGUAUCGUCAUACAAAAUCGUUGACUGUCGUUACCCGUAUGAAUAUGAGGCUGGACACAUUGAAGGUGCAUUGAAUCUGUUCACUAAAGAUCUUAUUGAAGAAUAUUUGAUGUCACCGAUAACAGAAGUACCGGAAAUAGAACCGGAUACCAACAAGAGACGGAUUAUUGUAUUCCAUUGUGAAUUUUCUUGGGAACGUGGCCCAAAUUUGUCACGUUAUCUGAGAAACAUCGAUAGGAAAUUGAACAAAGAACAUUACCCGGCUCUACAUUAUCCGGAAAUUUAUCUACUUCAUGGUGGAUACCAGCAAUUUUAUCGGACGCAAAUGGAUCUCUGUGUACCGCAGGGUUAUCGUCCGAUGACUCAUCCAGAUCAUGAGGAAGAUUUGAGAAGAUUUAGGAGCAAAAGCAAAAGCUGGCAGAGUGACAAAUUACGAAGUGGACUCACUUCUAGAGCGAACAUUAAAAGACUUGGGUUGUAAUAAACUUCUUUUCUAAAUUUCGAGUGCAAAUUUCGAAAUUCUGUAAUUAGUUUUGUUGUAAAUAAUUUUUAUUUAAUUUAAUUAUCAUAAUUAAUUAGUAGAGUAGAAUAAUAAUUACAUUUUCUGAUUAAAAACUCCGAUUUUAUGGGAUUACAAUUUUUCGACGGAAUAUAAAUUUUUUUCUAUUGAUUUCCGACUGAAGCCAAUGGAAUUUCAAUUAAAAAUUUGAGUGGGAAAUUUGAAAAAAAAAAAAUGGAUUCAUUUUGGGUGGAAAUUUUUCGAUCGGAUUUUAUGGGAAAAAUUUAUUAUUUUCUAAUUAAAUCUGAAUUCGAAUAUUUUCCGAUAGAAUCCGAUUAUUAAUUUCGGUGAAAAAAAAAAUUGGAAUACUUUCAGUGAAAUUUCCCAAUUGAUUUUUAUCGGAAACUUGAAAUAAAAUCCAAUGAAAAAUUUUUCUCUCGCAUUUAAUUGGAAAAAUUCUAGUAUUUUCCAAUUAAAUUUGGAAGUCGAUAAAAAAAACUUUUAUCA
Molecule: messenger RNA, 2910 nt
Organism: Microplitis mediator
Lineage: Eukaryota; Metazoa; Arthropoda; Insecta; Hymenoptera; Braconidae
Product: M-phase inducer phosphatase
Exons: 5
Coding region: 583-2385 (600 amino acids)
Biological process (GO): positive regulation of G2/M transition of mitotic cell cycle; positive regulation of G2/MI transition of meiotic cell cycle; G2/M transition of mitotic cell cycle
Cellular component (GO): nucleus; cytoplasm
Molecular function (GO): protein tyrosine phosphatase activity
Source: RefSeq, a predicted model, not a curated record